Trifolium pratense (red clover) is the source of this 1047-nucleotide messenger RNA. Its product is annotated as uridine 5'-monophosphate synthase-like. Gene Ontology annotation, molecular function: orotidine-5'-phosphate decarboxylase activity. Bases 492 to 917 code for a protein of 141 amino acids. NCBI's taxonomy places the organism in Eukaryota, Viridiplantae, Streptophyta, Magnoliopsida, Fabales, Fabaceae. Gene Ontology annotation, biological process: 'de novo' pyrimidine nucleobase biosynthetic process; 'de novo' UMP biosynthetic process. Gene Ontology annotation, cellular component: cytosol. The transcript is spliced from 7 exons. The record is from RefSeq and is a predicted model, not a curated record.
CAAAUUUGAGUAGCUUUGGAGGCCAAUCCUUCAACUUAGUUAAGACUUUAGGAACAUGAAAACUACCCUUAUAGACCAUCUUCAUGUACAAAACAACCACUAGUACCACAUGAUGAAGGAACAUUAGAGAUCCUUUAGUUAAGGGGUAGGAAAUGACAUAAAUAAUUGUUGUUUGAUGCUUCCAAUCAUGAUGACUAUAAACAACAAUCCAGUUUUUUCCAUAAGUGAAGCUAGAAUAUUCUGAUGCAUGACAGUAGCAUAUACUAUGAAGAGGGAGUAAUCUGUGUUUGGCUGCAGAUGUUGGAACUGCAGCUGAAUUGCUUCAAAUUGCUGAGAAGGUUGGACCUGAGAUAUGCUUGCUGAAGACUCAUGUGGAUAUUUUGCCAGAUUUUACUCCUGAUUUUGGCUCUAAGCUUCUCUCGAUUGCAGAAAAACAUAACUUCUUAAUCUUUGAGGAUCGUAAAUUUGCUGACAUUGGUAACACAGUGACCAUGCAAUAUGAAGGAGGGAUCUUUCACAUAUUGGAUUGGGCUCACAUAGUAAAUGCUCACAUUAUCUCUGGUCCUGGAAUCGUGGAUGGACUAAAAUUGAAGGGUUUGUCUCGUGGUAGGGGACUGUUGCUGCUUGCUGAAAUGAGUUCAGCCGGCAACCUUGCCAAGGGAGAUUAUACCGCUGCUGCAUUGAAAAUUGCUGAGGAGCAUUCCGACUUUGUAAUUGGCUUCAUCUCCGUUAAUCCUGCAUCAUGGCUAGGGGCACCCAUAAAUCCUUCUUUCAUUCAGGCAACUCCUGGAGUUCAAAUGGUGACUGGUGGUGAUGGAUUAGGGCAACAAUAUAACACUCCACAUUCUGUAUUAUUACAACAAGGUUACUCAGCAAUCAACAUGGACAAUACCAGAAGAACUCAAGCUGGCUCGUGAGCAGGCACAUAAAACUAUUAGCCAGGGGAUGGUGUCAGAAACAAGUGACACAUCCAAUGCUACGGCCUCCUCUGCAGCAGCAUCAACACCAGCUAAUGCAGCUAGUUCCAACACUUUGACAUCUAACGGU